Anisakis simplex (herring worm) is the source of this 870-nucleotide messenger RNA. Lineage: Eukaryota; Metazoa; Nematoda; Chromadorea; Rhabditida; Anisakidae. The record is from the annotation of a GenBank genome assembly.
AUGGCAACCAGUUAUGUGCCUAGUGAUCAACGAAUCAUACCCACCGAUGAGAUGGAGUUGAUGUUGGGGUCACUGAACAAAGUAUUGGAAUGCCUUACGAAAUGCUCGUAUGACUUCGAACAGAUUCGUUGGCAAGUGCUGAAAUUUGUGACGUAUCGAGACGCAAUCGGGAAAGUGGAUGAAUUUCGCAGUGUCUUUAACACAUAUAGAGUAUCGCUGAACAACGGUAUUGACGAUCUGAUUCGUGUGUUCACACAAUCACUGCAGAACACUUCAUAUCCUCGCAAGAUCGCCAACGACGACGUACAGUUGAUUCAUACAGCAGAUAACACGCAGUUACCAUCUUCAUCAUUCUCGCCAAUAAUAAACCAUAACAACAACGAUCUGACGGACAAUCGUAUUACUAUUCACCCAUUAUUACCACCACAAAUAGAUGAUGACAGUUUUUCGAAAAACACCGACGAAUCAGUUAUGAAUGGGUCUAUUUGUUUGAAUUCAACGCAGCAACGGUCAGAUGUUCGAGUUGUACAAGAGCAACUUCCACAAAAUAACGAUGAAUUAUCGAAUCAGAAUGGAGGAAUAAGAGCGGAAGAUAUCAUGGAAAUAGUGGAAGAUUCACUCGAUAAUAUCGAUGUUUUCACUGGCACUGAUAACGAUAACGCUCAUAAUAAUAAUAGCAGUAAUUCAUCUAAAGUUAUCGACAAGGAACAGAUGGAAGAAGGUAUGGAAGAUGAUGAGAAUAAUAAUGGCAUGGUAUCAGAAGGUUUGGUAGCAUCAGAAACCGAAUCGAGUCUUCAGAAGGAGAUUGGAAGUGAACAGAACACGACGAGUGAAAGGCGCACAGACAGUGGAGAUCUCGAGAAGGCAUGA